Messenger RNA from Lottia gigantea (owl limpet), 1248 nucleotides. RefSeq lists its product as hypothetical. The record is from RefSeq and is a predicted model, not a curated record. The transcript is spliced from 11 exons. Gene Ontology annotation, molecular function: transmembrane transporter activity. NCBI's taxonomy places the organism in Eukaryota, Metazoa, Mollusca, Gastropoda, Lottiidae. Gene Ontology annotation, biological process: transmembrane transport. The annotation marks the transcript as partial.
AGGCAAGAGAAGAGAAAAUGGGCAGUAGGAUUGUUUCUGGGUACCGCCAUGUUAUAUUCCUCCCGGACAAUCAUGCCCCUGUCCAUAGUUACAGUGUCAGAAGAAAUGGGGUGGGAUAAAACUGAAGCUGGCACAGUACUGUCAGCUUUUUUCUGGGGUUACACAAUGACCCAGUUUCUAGGAGGGUAUUUGAGCGACCGUGUAGGAGGGGAUGUGGUGAUACCCAUAGCAGCCUGUCUCUGGGGGCUGAUCACAUUCUGGACCCCACAGUUAGCCUACGCAGCCUCUGAUAAACAUAAUGCCCUGUAUAUAGUGGUAUUGACUAGGGCGUUACAGGGUAUAUUUCAAGGUUUUCAUUUUCCAAGUAUGACUAGCCUAGUCUCUAAAAAAACGACCCAAACAGAAAGAUCGUCAACUUUUGUUGCCAUUGCUACUGGGUCUACUUUUGGAACCUUACUAACAGGAAGCUUGGGGUCCUUUUUAUUAGACAGAUACGGGUGGAACAUGCCCUUUUAUUUUAUAGGAGGGUGUAGUAUAUUAUGGAUGUUGGGGUUGAGAUAUUUCUUAAUUAAAAAACAUCGUCUGAAUAAUAUUAACGUGAGAUUAGACGAGGGACCGAACCCAAAUAAAAUACGAGGUCAACCAGCUGUACCGUGGGUCACACUCUUCACUAAACCAGCUUUCUGGUCAUUAAUAGUUGGUCAUUUUUGUGAAAAUAACGCUUUUUAUAUUUUAUUGUCAUGGUUACCAACAUAUUUUCAUGAAAAUUUUCCCCAUGCCAAGGGCUGGGUUUUUAAUGUGGUACCAUGGGUAGUAACUAUACCCAGUUCAUUGUGUAGUGGGUGGAUAGCUGACCAUAUGAUUACUAAAGGUUAUUCUGUCACAUUUGUCCGAAAAUUGAUGGAGAGUGUGGCCUUAUUAGGAACAUCGUGUUUUUUAGUGUUAAUAUCAUACACUACAACCUAUGCUGGUUCCUUAACGUGUAUGGCUAUAGCUAUAUCAUGUUGUGGUUUUCAUAACAGUGGGAUAUUAGUCAACCCUCAAGAUAUAGCUCCUAAACACGCUGGCUCCGUCUUCGGUAUAAUGAAUAUGGCUGGAGCUAUCCCAGGUUUUGUAGGGGUAUAUAUCGCAGGACAUAUUUUAGAAGCCACAAAAAGUUGGAGUGCCGUGUUUAACCAAACAGCAGGUGUGUGUAUGGUGGGAUGGGUGGUCUUUAUAUUUUUUGGAACGGGCAAACAGAUUAUUUAA